CUUGCUCUACCAUUGGCCUUGAGGCAAAAUGAUUCUGAUGAGCUGGAUUACAAUCUACUUCUAGGAGAGGAGAGCUCCUCCGACUUUCCCUUAUCGGUUCAUGGACAAUCUGAAGGUGCAAUUUCAUGUAAGGCUUUACCACUUAAUCGCUCUUCUCAUACUGAUAAUCUUUUGGUUCUGGAUGCGCCCUUUGAUCCAGAAACUAAAUCCAAACUGGCCAUGAAGUCAUUAGGCACUACCAGAGCUCUUUUGUCCAAGCCUGCACAAGAUCAGGAGGAAGUAUUUGCUGUGUUGGAGGAUAAAGAUGUUAACAUAAGUAACAGGGAAACUGGUUUGGUGAAGAGCAAUAAAGAAGGAGUUUUGAGUGGGAAUCAUGCGCAUAAAGUUACCAUGUGCUCAAGCUCUCAGGGCGCCGAUGAUUACGAAGAAGCUGCUCUCGAUUUGACGGAAGCAUAUCAAGUCACUGCUAUCGAUCUUUCUGGGCUUCAGCCGGACAUGUUCCCCGUUCCCUUCUGUUCUCCGCUUCGAUCUUCCACAAAUUCUGUUUUAACCUCUUCAUCAACCUCUGCACCUGUGGAUUUCUCCGGCCCAACUAUGAAUUUCGAAAAUUCUAUGGAAUCUCCUGUUCCUCCCAUAACCUUCUUGCCGAUCGAUCUCAGUAGCCAUCCAGGUCUGUCAGAACCUGAAGUUAGCCUUCCUGCCCUCCGCAGCAUUGCAGGCGAGGCUUGGUCGGAUGGGCAGAUAUGGUCAUUAUUGCAGGCACCACCGCCUCACUCAAGGGCCAGCAGUGCUGUCUUGAUGGCAUUCGAGACCAGCUCAUCUGCCUCUGAGUCGUCUUCAGCAGGGUCCGCCUUGCAACUGCGAUUAGGGGACCAACAUCAAUUUUCUGGCGCCGUCCCGACUGACCAAGUCAUCUGGGAUUUGAGUUGCGAGGUUGACGAAGCCGCAGCUCAACUUCUCGCUUUAGAAGCUUUGGCUUUACCAACACAAUCAAAUCCUCUCCCUAACCCUCUGCCAUCACAACAACAACAGCCACAUCUCUUAUCGUCCGUAUCACCACCUGACGCUCACUCAGACUCGUGCAUGCCAGCUCACAUUGCUGAUGCCGGUUUUUCCUUUACUGGUCUCUUGAUGGCUGGAGAUAACUCUUUGCCUAUGGCAUCUUGCCUGGCACAGCCAAGCCAGUUACCCCGGCAACCGCAGUCUAACUCCGAAUCAUGUGUCCCCUUCGAUGCAGCCUCGUUUGACAUCGGUUCUGAUGCCCCUGUUCGGUAUAUAAACAAUCACGGCCAUUAUCAGCAUCAAUAUUGCUGCUUUUCGCCCGUUUUAGAUCUUAGGCGCACGGGCACUUCAUCUACCACUUUUGACUCGACAGAACCAGUAGGAAUACAACCUCUAGUGGUAACUCCAAUAUCAAUCUCUUGA
Messenger RNA from Protopolystoma xenopodis, 1425 nucleotides. Lineage: Eukaryota; Metazoa; Platyhelminthes; Monogenea; Polystomatidea; Polystomatidae. The record is from the annotation of a GenBank genome assembly.